AUGCACACUCCCAGCACCACCCAACAUGAUGUGCCAGCGCAGAACAAUGGGGAAUGCAAGCGGCAGCAGAGGAAAUAUCUCCGGACACAAUCUGCCGCGCGCCAACAGCGCCGACAGCAGCAGCAAAUCCCGACGAAUAGGAGCUUGCGGAUCCCAGGUGAAACAGUUAGCCACCAUGCAGCGUGGCGACUCAUUAUCUUUUAUCACCCAGUUUGUACUAUUGACUAUUUCUUCCUUGUCGCUAGACUUUUCAAGGAGACAGGGAGAGAGUGCUUUACAAUAAUUGAUCGUGCCAUAUAUUGGUUUCCAGUGCUAUAUCUUUGGAACAAUGACACUUGUAUUGUAUCCACACUCUUCUUCUAUUUGGGUCUUAUUUUGUCAGGGUGGAAGACGGCUUUAGAUGCGGCCGGGUUGAAAGACUUCAAUAAAGCUGAAUCUGUGGAAAUUUUGAAGAAACGCCAUUCACUGGGCAUUGCCCCUGGUGGCAGUAGAGAAGGAAACUUCAGUAAUGACUACAACAUAAUGUGGGGUAACCGCACAGGUUUUGCUCGGGUAGCUUUGGAGGCAAAAGUGCCCAUCAUCCCUAUAUUUACACAAAAUGCUUGUGAAGCAUACAGGAACAUUGGAAAACUCUUUUCCCUUUCAUACAUAGGGCUGACAAGAUGGUUAUAUGAGAAAACAAGACUUUUCUACCUUCCCGUAUAUGGAGGAUUUCCAGUGAAACUGAGGACAUAUAUUGGAGAACCCAUCCCAUAUGAUCCAAAUAUAACAGCUGCAGAGCUGGCUGAAAAAACAAAGACUGCAAUUGAAAAUCUUCGGGAUAAACACCAAAAAACACCAGGAAAUAUAUUAAGAGCUAUUUCAGAACGAUUUGAUAAGCAUUACAAAGCUAACUAGUCCAUAUAAAGCAGUUGUAAUGUUUAUGAUCAUGCAUCUGUAAUAGAAAACUGUCAUUAUUAUGUAAUUAAAGCGAAGUUAAGAUACACAGAAUUGUGCUGGAUUGUAUAUUAAUUAUUGUGAAGGGUCAUUAGCUCAUUAGCUCAGCCCUUGGUGUACAUGCUGAAGAGCCUAAGUGCCUUCUUGUCCUAUCCUGCAAAACUCCCAGAAUCCCCCUUUUGGAGUCUUACACUGGUAGCACCAGAAUCAAAGAGUGUAACGGGAAGGUGAGUGUUUAAUUGAACCUUGAAAUAAUGCUAUAUCUGAAAGAGUAAUGUCUACAAAUCUUCUGUAUCAAAACAGUGACACUUCUUUUAUGUUUAUAAAAGGCUGUUCCAAGAUCUGAGCCCUGUAACACAAAUCUUUCUGCAGAAGCUCUUGUGUAUGCUCAUUGAGUCUCAGGACUUGGACAGCAUAAUGAUGAUACUAAAACACUCACUUCCUGAACACGAACAUUGAAUACAUGGAGUAGGCUUUGCUAUCAAAAGCAAUCUUGUGAAGCUCUUGUCAAAAGUCCCUACCGGCAUUAAUGAACAACUUUCAACACUUUGAAUAAAACUCACCAAAAACCAACAGGCUACAAUUCUAAGUGCUUAUGCGCCAACAUAGGAUGUUGAUGAAGACAUUAAAGAUAAAUUUUACUAUCUGCUGGAUAUCAUCCUAUCAGAGACACCUAAGGAGGAUAAUGGGACACGGGUAGCGGUUCGAAGGUUGGCAGUUCGAAUCCCCGCAUAGAGAAAUGCUCGAAGGUUGGCAGUUCGAAUCCCCGCAUAGAGAAA
This is a messenger RNA of Podarcis muralis (Common wall lizard), 1715 nucleotides long. Lineage: Eukaryota; Metazoa; Chordata; Lepidosauria; Squamata; Lacertidae. The record is from RefSeq and is a predicted model, not a curated record.